AUGCUGCUUCCGAAAGGUGGCGUUAGCUGGAAGGCCGCAAGAGCAAGUCUUCCUCCAACGAGGGCGAUUUGGGUGCUGUUGACCAGGACGCGUUUCCUUUUUCUCCUCGCCCUCGCCGGCAUAAUAUUAUUACUAUGGCGUGGGAUACGCAGUUCAGCCUCCGAGAUGCAGAGUUUUUACUGUUGGGGACCGUCGAAAACGCCCAUGGAGAUGACCCCCAACGAGCAAGCUGCAUGGACAUCACACCUGCGCACUCCCGUCAUAUUCAACAACCACGCCCCGAUAGAAAUCAACUCGUCAAGCAUCCAAUAUGUCGAUCUGAACCCUAUCAAAUCGACGACGAGGGCGGUACAAAACAAGGAACGAGUACUCAUCCUCACGCCGCUCAAAGAUGCCUCCAGUCACCUUUCUAAAUACUUUGAGCUGCUCGCAAAGCUUACCUAUCCCCACGACCUCAUCGACCUCGCUUUCCUCGUCAGCGACACCACCGACGACACCCUUGCUGUCCUCUCGGCCGAACUCGCCCGGCUUCAGAAGCGGCCAGAUAACAUCCCCUUCAGGAGCGCCAUGAUCAUUGAGAAGGAUUUCGAUUUUAAGCUGAGCCAGGAUGUGAAUGACCGUCACGGGUUCGAAGCUCAGGCCCCCCGGCGGAAGGCCUUGGGCAGGGCGCGGAACUACCUCCUGGCCACGGCUCUCAAACCAGAACAUUCGUGGGUGUAUUGGAGAGACGUGGACAUUGUGGAUUGUCCUGAGAAGGUCAUUGAGGACUUUGUCGCACAUGAUCGGGAUAUUAUCGUUCCUAAUAUCUGGUUCCAUCGGUAUGAGAACGGUCGCGACAUUGAGGGUAGAUUCGAUUACAACUCUUGGGUCGAGUCAAGAAAAGCUCGCAAGCUGGCUGCGAGUCUUCCAAAAGACGCGAUUCUCGUAGAGGGCUACAAGAAACAUUACGACACCGGGCGAACAUACAUGGCCCUAAUGGGUGACUGGCGGGAGAAUAAGGAUGAGGAGAUUGAGUUGGACGGUAUUGGCGGCGUCAAUAUCCUUGUCAAGGCGGAUGUUCACAGAUCAGGGAUCAACUUCCCGUGCUACGCCUUCGAAAAUCAAGCGGAAACAGAAGGAUUCGCAAAGAUGGCUAAGCGGGCCGGGUACGGCGUGUAUGGACUCCCCAACUACGUCGUUUGGCACGUCGACACCGAAGAGAAGGGCGAGAAAUGA
This is a messenger RNA of Chaetomium strumarium, 1215 nucleotides long. RefSeq names its product Anp1-domain-containing protein. Gene Ontology annotation, molecular function: alpha-1,6-mannosyltransferase activity. Gene Ontology annotation, cellular component: mannan polymerase complex. NCBI's taxonomy places the organism in Eukaryota, Fungi, Ascomycota, Sordariomycetes, Sordariales, Chaetomiaceae. The record is from RefSeq and is a predicted model, not a curated record. Bases 1 to 1215 code for a protein of 404 amino acids. The transcript has 6 exons. Gene Ontology annotation, biological process: protein N-linked glycosylation; cell wall mannoprotein biosynthetic process.